Messenger RNA from Hermetia illucens (black soldier fly), 1639 nucleotides. RefSeq names its product putative inorganic phosphate cotransporter. The record is from RefSeq and is a predicted model, not a curated record. Bases 103 to 1521 code for a protein of 472 amino acids. Lineage: Eukaryota; Metazoa; Arthropoda; Insecta; Diptera; Stratiomyidae. Gene Ontology annotation, cellular component: plasma membrane. Gene Ontology annotation, biological process: monoatomic anion transport; transmembrane transport. Gene Ontology annotation, molecular function: transmembrane transporter activity. The transcript has 5 exons.
CCCCGCUAUCAAACCUCACUAAAAUUUUAGAAAGCCGCAAUCGACAGAUUCAGGUUUAAAAACAAUAAACGCGACUGUGGAAAUCUUCAGUCAGUUUUCAGAAUGGCGAAGAACAGGCGGAACAGUGAGCCGGGCACAGGCCUUGGGAUUCGACAUCUGCAAUGCUUCUUUCUAUUCGCCGGCUUAUCUGUUGCCUAUGCCUUACGUGUUAAUUUAUCUGUAGCCAUUGUUGCGAUGACUGACAAAAAUGCUACAAAUCCAGAAUUCGAGGAGUACGAGUGGGACGAGAAGACCAAAUCUUUCAUCCUAAGCAGCUUCUUCUGGGGCUAUGUAGUCACUCAACUGCCAGCGGGACAGAUUGCUCACCACUUUGGAGCCAAACUGCCCAUGUUGUUCGGUGUGACAAUUUGUUCAUUCCUGACAAUUCUGACUCCGUGGUGCGCAGCUCUUGGAGGUUGGAAAAUGGUGUGUGCUUCACGUUUUGUUCAAGGUCUUUGCCAAGGCGCCAUGUAUCCUUGCACACACGCUCUACUCUCCAAAUGGGCCCCGCCUGACGAGCGAGGCAAAUUGAAUACAAUUUGCUAUUCAGGAUGCCAGUUUGGAACAGUAAUCAUGCUGGCGGCAAGUGGAGUUAUUGCAUCGUCCUGGCUAGGUUGGCCCGGGAUAUAUUACAUUUCUGGAGGAUUCGGACUCGUCUGGGCUUUGUUUUGGUUUUUCUUUGGAGCCAGCACCCCGUCCCAGUACAAAGCCAUUUCGCCGGAAGAACGUGAGUUCAUUGAGAACUCGAUAGACGAGAAGAAGGACGAUUCAGAGCAAUUACACAGGACUCCAUGGCGGGAAUUCUUCACGUCGGUCCCCUUCAUAGCUCUUAUAUUUGUGCAUUCCUGCCACGUUUGGGGAUUCUGGACACUGCUGACGGAAAUACCUUCCUACAUGAGCAAAAUUCUUGGGAUGAACAUCAAAAGCAACGCCCUGUUAUCGGCCCUACCGUAUACUGUGAUGUGGCUCCUGAGCUACGUCUUCUGUGGAAUAUCCGAUGUUUUAUCCAAAAAAAAGUUGAUUUCGUUAACCUUCAGCCGACGCAUGUUCAACACAAUAGGAUUGUGGUUACCAGCGGCGGCAUUGAUUGGGAUGGGCUACGCUACCAAGGAAACCACGAACCUGGCAAUUGGAUUGCUGGUGGUCGCAGUCGGGGUGAACAGUGCCGUUUACUUGGGAUACUUAGUCAAUCACAUCGACCUCUCUCCCAACUUCGCCGGCACAUUAAUGGGCAUCAGCAACGGCUUCGCAAAUAUUAUGAGCCUACUCGGACCACUCGCAGUUGGCGUGAUAGUGACAAAUGAGCGAGAUCCCGCACAAUGGAGGAUUGUGUUCUUCAUAUCGGCUGGAGCUUAUUUUGCAGGCAAUCUUCUGUGGUGCAUUUUCGGGAAAACAAAAGUACAGCCUUGGAAUACACCGCAAAGCACUAACAGGAGAGAAGAAAAUGGCUACACAAUGGUGGAUCCUGAAAAGCCAGUGUAGUGAACAUAAAAUAAAACUUUAGCAAUUGUACCUGUUGCAUUAUAGUAACGGGUGUGAUGUAUAAUUUAUUCAGUAUAUGCGUAUAUAGUCAUAUAAAUAUAAAAUUUAAGACUCAAUA